AUGUUUUUCCUGAAAGCAUCUGUCCUCCUUGCAGGACCAGCUGCAUUGCUGCUUCCAGUGUCAGCCUUGCCAGUCGCACCACAGCAGUUUCCGACCAUUGAGCGACGACAACCUACUUACUCUGUUGUGAAUGUCGACAGCGGCGCCACAGCUACGGUGACAGCAGCAGAGACGACGACAGUAACAGAAAUUGUUGCGACAGCCACUAUUGAUGUAACCAGUACGGCCAUUUCGGUUGUGCAGCCUACUUCGGACAUAUCUAGCGUUGUUACUGUGACGGUUUCUAUACCAAUAUCAUCUACGGCGAGCAGCAGGACGACUGUCGUUGCCACCACUGCUGCUGCUACCACCACAACUACUACUACCGCACCACCUCUUCCAACAGCUACAUCCGCUUCAUCCUCUUUCUAUUCCGUCUCUUCGACGCAGAGCUCGAGCGUCUGGUCAUCAACAAUACUUCCUUCGUCAUCGGCAGUCCCGAUCCCAGCAUCCACGCCUACUUCUUCAGCAUUCGUGAUUCCGACUCACACAUCUUCUUCUUCCUCAUCACCAACAAAACCAGUAUCCUCCCCAAUCACGAUAAUCCCAACGGGAUUCCCAUUCUCUCGGUCCAGUGAGUCCGAGCCUGUUGGGUGGAGUGCAUUAAAAAGAGACCGGGAAGAGCAAGCGCGUAACGACGUCGUCAGACGCUCCCUCCUGCGCAGUCCCCCUGUGCUUAUGGGGUCAGAAGAAAAGGAGUGA
Molecule: messenger RNA, 741 nt
Organism: Talaromyces rugulosus
Lineage: Eukaryota; Fungi; Ascomycota; Eurotiomycetes; Eurotiales; Trichocomaceae
Exons: 1
Coding region: 1-741 (246 amino acids)
Source: RefSeq, a predicted model, not a curated record